This is a messenger RNA of Closterium sp. Naga37s-1, 1269 nucleotides long. The record is from the annotation of a GenBank genome assembly. Lineage: Eukaryota; Viridiplantae; Streptophyta; Zygnematophyceae; Desmidiales; Closteriaceae.
AUGGUCGGAAUCAACUGCGCGAUAAUCUCCCAGAUCCCGCUCCUCCUCGGGAUCCUCACGCAACCGCAAGCAGAGCUCUGGUUCGAGCUGUCCAAUCAGGUUCUCUGCGCGAUCGGCACGCUCGGAAGUCUUUUAGUCCACCCGCUGCGGUGCUACUACGUGCUCCAGGUUUUCCGCUGGAGCCCGCAAGACGCGGCGAGUCUCCGCGCGAUGCUGUCUAAAGCCGGCCCGUUCGUGCGAAAGCCCAAAGAAUGGCAGCACAUCGCCUUCGUCAUAUUCUUACUGCAAGUCAACUGCGUCUUCCAAUACGCGAUUGCCUAUUUCAUGUGGACCACCGACAUGGUUUCCCGCCCCAUGGUGCUUCUCGGCUGCCUAGCGCUUUUCGCGCUAGGGUCCGUUAUCUUUGCCGGGCUUUACUGCCUCUGGAGCCCUCUGGGGUGGCCCACAGGAGCCAAGCCGCAACCCGCGGGGCGGCGCGUCUCUGCGUCCGGGGAAUGCGGCGAGUGGGACGAGGAGGCGGGUCGCGAGGGCGAGGGGUUGUUGUCGCGGCGGUGCGAGGUUUGCGGGGGUGGCAAGGAGAGCUCCGCGGGUUGCGGCGCGGUUGACGGGAAGAGCGGCAAACGCGGCAAGGGCAAGGACGCGGACGACCUGAACGAAUGGCGUCGCGCCACGUGGCAGCCGGUGGGAGGCGCCACGCGGCCGCAGUGGCAGGGCGGGCUCCUGGACUGCUGGUCGGACGGGUGGACGGCUGUAGCAGCUACGUUCUGCUGCUUCUGCGUGCACGGGUGGAACGCGGAGCGCGCUGGCUUCGGCAACAAGAUCGUCCACAUCGCCAUGUUUAUCCUCUUCCUCGUCGGACCCAUGGCUAUGUUCGGCCCUGCUUCCGCAAUCCUACCCCCCGGUUACAUGCAGAAUUUCGUGUUCGCGCUCGGGGUGAUUAGCACGAUUCUAGGCCUGACGUACGCGGGCUACUGGCGGUGGUACCUGCGGCGAAACUUCCACCUGCCCGCGAGCGACUGGUGCUGCGGGCACGAGGCGGCGACGGACUUUGCGUCGUGGUACCUGCUGCCGUGCUGCUCGCUGUGCCAAGAGGUGCGCACCGUGCGGCGGUAUAACCUUAGACUGGAGAUUCCCGAAGGGCCGGGCAAGGAGGGGAGCAGCGGGGAGGGCGGCGCUGUGAUGGUUAUGGGCGCGCCUGGGACGCUGUGCAUGGAGGUCACUCCGAUGACUGGCACUGGGGGACUCGGGGGGGAAGUGCUAGCCGGCUAG